UACAUUGAGCGGCUCGAGACUGUCUUGCCUGCACUGUCAUUCGUCGCGACACCAUUCGAUCGCUUGGUAGCCAAGGCUAAGGAGCGCAACGAGGAUGGACCUCUGUUCCGAGCAAUUGCCGUAAGCACGCAUCGCCUCCAACGAGGAGUGCUGAAGACUAACCUGUCAUGGUCCAUGGUCAGACUCUUAAACAGAACUUGCCGCAAGCGUUCCAGUCUAAUGGUGGUCGAUCAGCAACCAUUCGCGUUCUGCAGCCUGUUCGUGCAGAAGUGCCCUUCAAACGAACACGCUCACAAGACGCCGGCUCGCGUCAUCCAAAGCUCCUUCUCCGCCGAGUGGCCACAUGCAGAGCUUUUCGUCAGACACGCACUGUUCGACGUCCGGCUACGUCACGCAGCCGUUCUAGAGCUCCUCCCAGCUUGGCGCUUGCAGUCAUACCUCGCCGUGACUCGGCAGCUGCCAUUCGCAAUGGUCUGUUGGCAGCUUUGCGUAAGAGAGAUCAUCAAGCCUUUCCGCCGAGCUCUUUCCAUCUUCGUUUGCGCCGCCCGAGACUUGGCAGCGAACCAUCAGUGCGCUCGUCACCUCCGGUCGCGCAACAUCAGGAACAGGACGGAGGAGAUAUCGUCGAUGACCUGCACUCAAAACAGGCACCCUCACAUCAAAAUAUCGUCCCAAACGAGCCCGUUCGAGUUCGACAGACACAGUGUAGCUCGGAGGAUGCAGAUGCAGAUGCCUUGCCAGAUCGAUUGGAGCCCCUGCCAACCCGACGUCGAGGACGAGAGCCCGAAACCAGGAUCAACAAUCGCGACGGCGCAGCCUUCACAGGUACGAGCACCAAUGGAGAUUUGGAUUUGACUUUCAGGGAGACGAAUACAAACGUAUCGCUGCCUUGCGCAGCAGCGUAUGCCUCAGGCCAACUUGUAGCUUCGCCCGAAGCUGAGGCUGACGAUCAGGAGGACACUGUGCUUCUUGUGGAGAUCGAGCUUGACGAAGACCAGCUCAGUCAGUGCUAUCCACCAGCCGUGGAUUCGGCAUGGGAGAUAAAUUUGACAAAUGCCGAACAGGCGGAGGUCAAAGACACCAUCUUGCACAUCUAUGCUGACGAUGACGACAUCGACUACGAUGCGCAUGGAUUACAUCUUCAGGAUCCUCGGUGCGAGGGAAGUACAGAGGAUGGGGAAUGCGAAAGCGAGGAGGUUGCGAUGGACAUCGGCGAGCUUGAUGGGUCAAUCGAUCUGCUCGAUGAGUGUAUCUUGCUACUGAUGGACGAGUAAAGAAUGAAGAGCGAUCUCGCAGAUCAUCGAAGCUUGGACGGCGCGCUUUGAUUGACAGCAUGCGCGCACAUCAGAUUUGGCUGCGAGGUGCCUU
Messenger RNA from Ceraceosorus guamensis, 1368 nucleotides. RefSeq lists its product as hypothetical. The record is from RefSeq and is a predicted model, not a curated record. NCBI's taxonomy places the organism in Eukaryota, Fungi, Basidiomycota, Exobasidiomycetes, Ceraceosorales, Ceraceosoraceae. The transcript is spliced from 3 exons. Bases 168 to 1274 code for a protein of 368 amino acids.